AUGACUCCGGCACCGAGCAAUCUGGGAACUGCUGAGGGAUUUUCUCAACUCCUUAUCAGUGAUCCUUCCAAGUCCACUGGAUUGGCUGCCAUAGAAACGUUGUUCACGGCACUUGAAAAUAGUCGAGCCACUACCGUAAAUGAGUUAAACAAAGAAUUGACCGAAAUCGUCAGUGGUAUGGCAAAGACGGAUUAUAGCUCAACAUCCAUAAGAAGUGCUACGGACCUAUUCCGAAGGUUUAUCACUCUUGCCCCUCCUGAGCUGCUAGAUCAACGGGAUUUUUCGAAAGUUCUGGCUUUCUAUAGACAGCGGGGAAAGAUAUUUAUUGAAAGAGUGGCAAAAUCAAGAGCGAUGAUUGCUAAACAUGCUAGACCGUUUUUCAGAAAUAACAUGAAUAUAUUAACCCAUUCAUAUAGCAAAGUAGUGUUGGAAUCGCUAACCGCCGUUCACAAAGCAGGGACAUUCGUUCACGUAUGGGUAACGGAGUCACAACCUGAUGCUUCAGGUGCCAGGAUGUAUGAGGCUCUUCAUAACGAGGGUAUUAAGGUCACUUUGAUUCUAGAUAGUGCCGUAGGUUAUUUAAUGGAACGUAUUGAUUUGGUUAUUGUUGGUGCCGAAGGUGUUAUGGAAACUGGCGGAAUUAUUAAUAAGAUAGGAACUCUCAAUGUGGCAAUUUGCGCUAAGACAAUGAAUAAGAUCUUCUUUGUGAUGGCUGAAAGUAUUAAGUUCGUCAAGGAGUAUCCACUUAACCAGGCUGAUAUUCCAGAGGAGUUCAAGUAUCGCACGUCCGUUUUGGAGAAUGGUGACCUAUCCAUUGAACAUCCAUUGGUUGAUUACACUCCUCCUCAGUAUAUCAAUCUGUUGUUCACGGAUCUUGGUAUCCUUACACCAGCUGCAGUUGGAGAAGAAUUGAUAAAGCUGUACACAUGA
Molecule: messenger RNA, 930 nt
Organism: Angiostrongylus costaricensis
Lineage: Eukaryota; Metazoa; Nematoda; Chromadorea; Rhabditida; Metastrongylidae
Source: the annotation of a GenBank genome assembly